CGCAUAACGUACGUAUGUAUUAACCUUUAUCAAUUACAGCUUAGAGCCUUCGCCUGCGCAAGCGCAUCCAGCCCUCGCGGCGCAGCCUGCGAUAUUUCUCAAUACCCGCUCAGUUGACGCACACACCGCGAGAGAGACGCACGUCUGUCGCGCUCCGAACUAAUUAGACCGCGAGUGUUUUGAUACUUAAUUACACAUUUAUUUAUUUCGCAAUUAAAAACAGUGCUGUUUUGUGAAGUGAUAAAAAGAAGGUUUCUUACAAGGAGGAUUGUGUGUGAAUGUCGCGUGGUACUAGAUCCAGUUCAUCAUGGCGGGUGGGCAGCAACUUCGCUUGCUGCUCUGGAAGGACUAUCUCAUACGAAAGAGGAAACUGAUAACAUUAGUGGGAGUUCUAUGGGCGACAGCAAUAAUGUUAAGCUUAUACAUAGUUAGGGUUAAUAUAAACAACGAGGACUAUCCCACAUGUGGAUUCCCGGCCAGGGCUCUACCUAGUGCAGGCAUGUUACCGUUCCUGCAAUCUUUUAUGUGCACUGUCAACAACGAAUGCUCACCUCUUGACAAAUAUGAUGAACUACCCACCUAUGAAAAUUCCAAAUUAACACAUUUACAACGACAACUAUCACCUAUUUUUAAUGAAACAGUACUAGAUGUGGCUUCUUCGAUGCCAGAUGCAAUCAAACUUCUGGCCACACUAGCAGAUGUGGUAGAUGAACCUGCAUUCAUAGAUAUAAGUAAAAACGGUCUAAAAGUAAAAGAUCUGUUUAUAAAGCCUGCGAGAGUAAAACGAUAUAUAUCAGAUAAGCUGGAGCUAAAUGAUGAUGUUGCACAGAGCGUGAUGGAUGCUGAACUCAGUUUCCAAGGUAUAAUGAAAGGCAAUAUGAACAGAUGCAGCAUCAAAUCACUAAAUGAAACUAUAAUAAUGGAAGACGAGGAAAACCUGAAAAUUUUGAUGGAAAAACUGUGUUCGAAGUCAAUGGAGGAACUACAAAAAAUACUAAUAGAUGUGUUAUUCCAAGUAAAUUACAGUAAAUACUUAACAAUGUUAGGCGAUAUGUACUUCAAGAUGUCGGGUGACAAUAGGUUAAACACUUUAGGUAAUAUGUUGACGGCUGUGCUAAGAAUGAUGAAACUGCAAAACUUCUUGCCACCGGAGCUGGUCUCCAUAUUCCAAGGUCAAGAGGCGGACUUCAGUUACAUACAUUUAAGUUUAAUACCAAAACUUGUGGAUCUAUUCAAACCAACAUUUGGAGAUACCCAGUCUUAUGGAAUUAUUAAAGACAUAACCGAUGCCAUUGUAGUGGGGCUCCAAUAUAUGAACAAAGUAUUUGCUAGACAACGCCAACUAACCACAAUGAAUAACCAAAUAGCACCAUCAGAUAACAAGGAAGGUGGUUUGCAAGCUGUCUCUAAUCUAUUCCAUAAUGCUGCGGGAGUUUUUGAAGAAGCAAUGCAGAAAGAUCCAACAAUUGAUGCAUUCAGCAUAAUGUCCCAAAUAAUGAAUUUCAUAAAUAAGUUCCUACCAGCUAAAACAAAACACGACGUAGUAUUUUACUCCACGCUGCUUUCCAAAUUGAUGGAGAGCGCUCAGAAAGUCAUCGACAUAAACAUGCAUAUUGAGCAGUUGACCUACAAUGUUACCCUGAGGAACCCCGGGGCUAUUGAAGUACUGAAAGGAUUACCACCUAAGAUGGUUGGUAAGGCGUUUGAAGCUUUGGCUGAUGCUGAAAGAACGCAGAUAUUGACGUCUAAGAUCAACUUUCCUGGUCAAAUGUUCUGUGAUGUCUACAAACUGCAAACGUUCUUCGUGAUAUCGAAACCUGAAGCCGAAUCUCUGAAGAAACAAAUGUGCAACGAUGCGUGGAAAAACUACGUCUCCGAUAUGAUAAGAUCCUUUGGAGUUUUUGAUGUUAAGAAUAACAUCAACAAUAUGGCAUCCCUUCUGAUCCAAGAAACCUUCGGCAAAGACACGAGUGACCAGCUAUACAGCAUAGAACAAAACUUCAAAGUUCUGAAGAAUUUCACUCAGGCCCUCGUGAAGAUAAAUACUGAGGACCGUCCAGAAGUUGACUGGAACAGCCUGUUCCACCUUCCUGAGGAUUCGGAACUUAUGAAGGUGGCACGAGAGAAGGGACAUUUGGGUAAACAGAUGCUAAUAGUGAUCCACGGUGCCAUAGCAAAGGAAAUAGUCCAACAGAAUUCGAUCCUCGACUUCAAGAUCUCCCCGUACUUAAAUGACGUCAUAAUCUUAGUGUCAGCGAUAAACAAACAGUUAGAACAAACUCCUGAAAGUGAAGCGAAGGCUUUCAAAGAUGUAUAUGUUGAUGUUGUUGAGACCAUGUUGAUGACUGCACUUAAUGAAAAGAAGACAUAUAAAGCUCUUUCGACUACUGGGCAAGAAAUCCUGUGCAGUGGUGUAGAAGCAGCGAGUGAAUUCUUGGAAUUGUCACCGGAUGAAAACACACGGAUGAAAGUGGUGGAAUCUCUGUGUAAUGCCACUAUUGCCAUUGAGAAGGGACUGGAAGCUGAUUCUGUCGUUUCUAAAGCUAUAGCCACAAUCAAGAACUCCACCCACCCACUCAUAACUCUAAACUGGAACAAACUUAUCAACAAUUUGAAGAACUUGUACGUGAAGUUGGACAGAGACUACACGUACCUCUUCCAGUUCUCCAGCUAUAACAUGGAUGACUCCACCAAGAAGAGGAUCGACUCGUUGCUGGGAGAAGCCAAGGAGUACUGGUUCGGAGUACGGAAUAUGGAAAGAAGUCUACGGUUGAGUGUAAAACUUGCGUUCCGCUUCCUGGACAUGUUGGACUAUGGUCUGUUUGAUGUGAACGGUGAAUACUGGCAGAAGAUAAAGUACGCGAUUACCACCACCGCGGGACCGUUCAGUGUUUUUGAUGAAACUGUGAAAUCAGUUGCAGCUUUAUUGACAAACAGUACGUACACUAGUGAACUACCUCCGACCACGGUGGCAGCCCUCGGUAACAUCAUCCCGAACAUUCCACAGCUCAUUGUCGAUGCUGUUGAUAUUAUCGUGCGUGAUGAUACUGAUGUGCAGCCAAUAAUAUCGUUGCUGAACUCGGACCCGCCAUGGCCUUGUUCCACCACGAGCUUGUCACAACUGCUGCAGCUGAGCGAAUCCUCGAUCGAAGCCGUGAGAGGCAUGGAAGUCAUACUGUGUAUGAACAAGGACUUCCAGAAUGAAUGGGACGAAUAUCUUGCAGUUAAAAACGUCAAAUUAAAUAGUACCUCCACCUGGAACACCACAGACUACGAGCCUCACCAGUUCCUCAAGUUGUCAUCCAUCUUCGACUCCUUAGUAGAUGAUAUCCUGUUGACCAAAGACUCUCUGGAGUUCGCGUUCAAUGAUACUGCUGAUGGAAGACUGGGGAUGAAGGAGGCGUGGAACUAUGCUGUGAAGACUCUUAAUACUACAGACAGAGACGUUGUGUUAAGGAAACUCUUCACCAAGGUAGACACAGUCCUAAACGCAGUGAACACCUCUUCGAUACCCAGCGACGUGCCCGUCAGCAGUCUCUGGGAGAAGUACUCCAAAUGUAGCUCGACCAUGGACGAUGAGUGCAGGCUUGUUGGCAGAAAGGCUUGGCAGAACCUGUUCGGGUCUCUUACCAUAACCCUGGAAAAUAUUGCAUCAGAUCUGCUGACUUACUUCCAAGAAGCUAAUGAACCUAACUCGAACUUGCUCCAACUGCUUGGAUUUACUCGAAGUACGGGACUGUACAUGCUCUACGAUAAGAUGCCUGAGUUCAUGGGAGUGCUCCUCAAUUCUUAUUGGGACUAUGGGUUCAUGAGCCAGGUCCGUCGAGCAUCAUUAUCACAGUUUUGGGACUGUCAAGCCUUGCUCACAGCUAUGGUUCCUCCACCAGGCAGUAUUAUAGACUCUGUCUUUAUCAAGAAAAUUCAACCUUUCGUCUGUCCAUCAUUGCUUCACUGGCUGUCUUUGCCAAGGGGAGAAAAUACUCUACUUGAUGUGUUUUCGAAGCCUCAAUACUUCUUUUUCACACUACCAGUGAGUAAUCUGACGAGCAGAUUUGAAAACGCGUAUACCAAAGCUGUAGAAUUAACUGACUAUUUAACUGAAUUAUCAAAAAAGAACCAAACUAUGCUAACUGAAGAUGACAUCAAAAUGAAUACUAUUGAAGGGAAAUUGCAGAAAGUCGUGGACGCAGUAUUGUCUUAUAAACUAGAUGAAAGUAAUCCAACGUACAGGUCAUUCAAUGAAAUUAAUAUGAAACAGUUUGCAGCUCAUAUUUAUUUGACUAGGGUAGUUAGUAUUAUAAACAAAUUGUCUGAAGAUAUUAACUCAAUAGACGCUGACAAAGUAUACGAUGUACCAAUUGAGGAUACAACAACAGUUGCAGCUGAUUUAGAAGUGAUCAAAUAUCUAUUUAAAAGAAAACCGUCAGAUGCAAUUAACAUUCAUUUUGACAUAUUUACUGAUGUUAUAUGGACUAACGCUGACGACUAUACUUUAGUUGAUGGUUUCCACAAAAUGUGCAACAAUUUAAAAGCAAAUACCAGCAAAACAAUACUGGUGACUGAUGAAAAAGCAAGAAGUCAGUUGUGUGCUAAGAAUUACGGAAUUAUUUAUGGUGCUGUACAUAAUGUUGGAUUUGAUGACUAUGAAAUUGCAAGGAAAAGUCUGAUGAAUCUUGUUGAUAUCUUGAAAUCUGAUGGUGAAGAUGUGACAGAUAUAUUUGAAUUCCUAAGUAAAAGGCACCAAUUGUUAUCAGUCCUAAGAACUUCAACCCAGCAUGCAUAUGACCUGAGCAUCCCUAUCUACUUGAAGUACUUGCAAUACAACAUGCAGAGCUACGACAUCAUCCUGAGCUUCCUGGCUGGCGAGGACUGGUGGAAACUCCUCAGGGAACAGUACAACGGACCCUACGCUUCUAAGUUCUUGGGUUAUCUGGAAAACAGCUUUGAUAUUGCUGAAGAUCUGCUCAGCAAUUUCGAUCAGAUACAUGUAGUCCGUCUUCUCCAUGACAUCGACGUGAACCAAACGGAAUCGUUCUGUCAGCCGAACAUCACGCUGUCAGACUACCUCCCCGACCGCACCGGCAUGUGGUCUGACAUGAAGCGUCAGAUCUGCGAUGGUGAUAACACUGAGCUGUUUAAAGAACUGCCUCCAUUGCUGUUUGCUUCUCAGGGAUACGAAAACUCCUUAAAACUAUCAAGAGAUGUCGACUACGCAGCAGUCAAUGAGGACAUAAACAAGAUAGAGUCGCGGCUGCACCUCAUUAAGGAAGGUCCGAAAUCACCACUAAACCCUUCGUGGGUGACAGACGAGAAGGUCCAACAUUUGAGGAUGGUAGCACUGCAGUUGCUGUCAAAGGAGACGCUAGCGAAGAUCUCGUUUGCCGUGCUCAGCAAUGGGGUGGAUGCUGGCACUCUUUUCUUAAAUAGCAGCCAGUGCACCGUAUGCUCUCAGUUCACGACGUGGUUCAAGCAGCUGAACCUGCAGCUCUUCAAAAAGCAGGAGUAUGACAGCUUGCUGUGCCAUCUACAUACCCUCAGCCUGGAUGAUGUAUACCACGCGCUUAAGAAUGAUUUCCAUUGGGAUAUGGCUAUCAAAGAGCUAAUAUCAACCCGCAACUACACGAAGUAUGAGAUGAACAAAUCGAUCAACGAGUUCCUAGGACAAGUGAAGGCACACCUAUUGGAUGACAUGAAUGCCAAGAGCACCAAACUGACAGAGUGCCUCGCCAGCAAUGUCUCGAGAAAUGAGUUUGGAAAUGCUACACUAUUCGCGGCAGUGCUAGCUCACACAACGAAACUGAUAAGAGCAGAGUUACCUCACAUCCAUGAAGUAGAAGGAGUGAAGGAUUUACAAUACCUCAAAGAGUUAUCAACAGAAGUAGCUCAUAAACUGGAUGUGGUGAAACCCUUGAAAGACUACCUGGUGGAGAAGAAUGACUUGCAUGGGGAACUGAUGAAGAUUGUAGACGAUAAUGAACUGGUUACUGAUAUUGAGAAUGCACAAGUUAAUUUAAGAAAGGUCCGCAGUAUCGCCGAGCCUGCCCAAAACAUCAUAGUUGCCAACAUUGACUGGUCCGUCAUUUGCAAUCAAUACAACUGCAGCGACGUCACUAACACAAUCUUCAAAAACUUGAACAACACUAGUAUUAAUAAAGCUCUCCCAAAAUACCAACAAGAAGAGUUCUGGCGGUUCACCUUCAUGUCUUCAAUCAUCCACCACAUUGGGAACUUCAUGUCCCACGGUGCUCGACUUCUGGGGCUGGCCAGUAAGGUAGACGUUACUGGCUUGACCAAGGGACAGUUAGAACCGAUGCUAGAUGCUCUCCUGCUCAUCAUCAGCGAAGAUGCUAUGGAUAAUGUUAUGUAUAGUCUGCAGGGUAUCGUGGAUGAACUCCAUCCACUGCUGGAAGGUCUUCCACUAGAGGUGGAUCUGGAAGCACUGUCUUCUGGUUUGGCAGUCGUAAGGCAGCUCAAGAACUACCUGCUAGAAACAGUCGACCUUAAAGUGGAAGUAUCGAAACUAUUCCCUGAUGCUGAGGACAUCGAGUUGGGUUUGAGUGCUCUUGGAAUCAACAACACCAACUUCUGGUCUAUCGCAGCACCAAGGAUACACGCUGGACACUUGCAAUUGAAACCACUGUUAUCCUCAAAGCCAGACGACAGUCACAUCGGUAGAUACGUGUGCCAGAUAGACUGGAUGUCCAAAGUCCUGGUGCCUUCGAACCUCGACGUGGUGACGGCAGACGAUGUGUUCGGAGCAGUCACUGAGCAGUUUUGUGGCUUACCUGAUGAUAUUGCGAAACAAGUGCUGCCUGUGCUUAUUAGGAAUUUCAACUUCAGUUUAAUUCUUGAUAAGGUAGCAAGUACCCUCCUCACGAAACUAUACUCCGCCUCAAACCUGACUGAAGAGGAAGGGUCCACAGUGCUCUCCAAGUAUUCAGAAAUGGCUGCCCUGCUGCCGAUGCUGCAGCAGAACAUGGGAGAAGUGGGAGAGACCCUCGCCAACGAGACGCUGUUCCAGAGCUUGAAGGACUUCAGCUCUGUUGGGAAUCUGCUCUCGUCUCCGGAAUUCUUAUCGAGCGCCGGUAACAUGCUGUGCGGCAAACCGUUUGAGAUGAACACGAACCGGUUCUACAAGUCCAUCGCGGCCACCCAGGACUUCUCCACACAACCUGACCAGGCACAACUUGAUGUACUGCCCACUGACUUCUGCCGUUCCCUAUACACGGACAUCAUCAACGUGGAAGGCGGUAAAAUCGUGUGGAGCUUCGUGAAGCCGCUCAUCAUGGGCAAGAUCCUCUACACUCCGCCCACCCCCGCCGUCACCAGGAUUAUACAGAAGGCAAACUCAACAUUUUCGACAAUGAUAAAGCUGACCCGUCUAGUCCAGUCGUUCUCCUCCUCAUUUCCAGCAGUAGGCAAGCUAUCCUCUCACCGGGACGGCAUAGCUGUCCUGAGGAGGCUGGUGACCGCCCCCCAGUUCAGCAGCCUCAGGAAGAUGUUGAUCCAAGGAGAUGAUGUGGCCAUGCCUGACGUUGAUGUCGAUGGACUUUUUGAUCAGUUCGGGGACUUGGACAGCAUAGGUAGCUUGCUGUCCAAGGCAGCUCAGCUCCUGCAAUGCAUCAACCUGGACCGGUUCCAGCCGUCUCCCAGCGAAGAUCACCUGUCCCACGAAGCGGCACAGCUCAGCAUCGUCAACGAAUUUUCCGCCGGUGUGGUAUUCCUGAACAGUGACAAACUGGAUAACUCGCUGACAAACGUGGAGUAUAAGAUCAGAAUGGAUAUCGACAACGCACCUACUACCACCAGGCUUAAAGACUACCUAUGGAUCCCAGGUCCCGAGUCCAACUUCAUAGAACACAUGCGCUACUUCCGAGGGUUCGUGCAGAUCCAGGACAUCGUGGACAAGGCCAUCAUCCGCCUCUCGCACAACUCCUCAAGGAGGGAGAGGAGAGAGACUCAGCAGGAGAUUGACUGGGCUGUGUAUACGCAGCAGACUCCGUACCCUUGUUAUAGGAGGGAUUACUUCCAGACAUCUCUAUACGAGUCACAGUCGCUGAUCGUGGCGUUCUUCUUCUCCCUACUGUUCACCGUAGCCUCUGCCGUGAGGUUCAUUGUGUCUGACAAGGAGUCCGGGAAUACCAUGCUUAUGUCAGUGAUGGGCGUGGAUCUCCGCUGGCACACUCUGUCCUGGUUCCUCUCCUCCUGCCUGGAGAUGACGCUGACCUGCCUCUGCAUCACGCUGGUGCUGUACCUGGGACAUAUACUGCCGAACACAGAUCCUAGUCUCGUGUUUGUUCUGCUGUUCAUAUUUGGAUUGGCAGUGCUGAGUUUCUGCUACAUGCUAUCCAAGCUGUUCUCGUCAGCGAGCGUGGCGGCGGUGUGCGCUGCCAUGCUGUACCUCGUGAGCUUCAUGCCCUUCAUCAUCAUACUGUCGCUGGAGGCAGUUCUCUACAGCUCGCUCAAGACUAUUGUUUGCCUCUCAAUGUCAUCAUCCCUCUGCUACGCAUUCCUCUACAUCACGCGGUUCGAGGCGCACGGCUCCGGCGCUGGCUGGCCACAGCUGUGGGCGGCGCCGGCUGAUAGUGAUGACAUGAGCAUCGGCCUGGCUGCACUCAUGAUAAUCGUUGAUGCCGCUAUCUAUCUGGCUAUUGGGUGGACUAUUGAUCGGUAUUUUGGUAUAAAAACAAUAAAGAGCAACAUAACGUACUGCUCUACCACCGACGAGAAGGCAGGAGUCAGCAUCGUGAACAUCAGCAAGGUAUACGGCCCCCGCUCACGGCGCCCUAAGCUGGCGCUCGACAACGUCUCCAUAGAACUGCAGAAGGGACAGAUUACAACGCUGUUGGGACAUAACGGUGCUGGGAAGACUACGCUCAUUAAGAUCCUGACGGGCAUGCUGCGGCCGACGUCGGGGCACGUGUCGGUGCGGGCGGCGCGCGCGCGGCUGGGCGUGUGUCCGCAGCGCGACGUGCUGCUGCCGGCGCUGAGCGCGCGCGAGCACGUGCAGCUGUACGCGCGCCUCAACACGCGCCUCCAGCCGCACCAGGUGCCGCAUGAGGUGGACAGAAUGCUGGAAGUGCUAUCCCUGGGCCCAGUGAGCUCGGAGCCAGUGUCGCGACUAUCAGGCGGCACUCGGCGCCGCCUGUGCGUGGCGCUGGCCUUCAUCGGGCAGCCCAACCUCGUGUUCCUCGACGAGCCCACGGCUGGAGUCGAUCCUGCUGCUAGGAGGGACAUCUGGUCAAUGAUAGUGAAGCUGAAAGAAGACCGCACCAUCCUGAUGACCACGCACCAUCUCGACGAGGCAGAACUGCUCAGUGACCAGAUCGUCAUCAUGCAUAAGGGCCAAGUUCACACGACAGGAUCUCCGAUAGAAAUCAAACGCACUCUUGGCAACGGAUACAAAUUGACCGUGGUCUACCCGGACCGAGCCCCGGACCACGACGAGACCUGGGAGGAGACCAGUCAGGAAGAGAAGACCAAGCAGCUUCUGACCGUGGUUCGAGACGUCGUGAAGAAUGCUAAUGUUAUUGAUGUCAAUGGUUUAGAAGUUGAGAUUGGGCUGCCUUUCUUUGAUGUCAAUGGGAUUAAUAAUAAUUUCCUCCAAGUGUGCACGGUGCUGGAGGCAGCACAGACGGCGCUGGGCUUCAAGUCCUACAGCAUGGACUGCAGCAGCCUGGAGCAGGUGUUCUUCAACAUCUGCCAGCAAGCCGACGCGCCCAUCAACGGCAUCGAGUAUUUAACGGAAGGCACUCCAUCCAAGAGUGCGUCGAGCUCCAGCAUCAGAACAGACCGCGCGUCGCAGGAGCUGGUUCCUCUAGAAGGCCCCCUCAAGGGCUCCGCCUGGCAGCAGUUCCUGGCGCUCAUGCAUGCACGAUUCCUACAUCACAUUAGGAACAGAUGGCUCCUGUUCAUCCUGGUGGUGUUACCGUCACUGUUCGUCAUAGUGGCCAUGGGGUUCUCCAUGCUGCGCCCGCCGGCCGAUGACGAGAUCGCGCUCAAACUUGAUGACCACUUGUACCAGGGAUCCACUGAGUUUAUAGUGCCACAACCCUCGAUAUAUUCAGAAGAAACGAACCCAUCAUUUGCGGAACACGUGCUUAACUAUCUGAUGGUGGACAAACAAACUAAGACCUGGACUUCUGAGGACUCUCCUCACUGCGAGUGUGGAGUGGUGAAGCAGCAGUGUGAGGUCACAGCCAACAUGACGCGUCUGCCCGACGUGAUGGUGCUGCCAGACGCGAACACCCUCAACCACUGGCUCGUCGAUACACAGGAGAUUUAUAUUGAAAAGAGAUACGGCGGCUACUCAGCGUCCCUCAAGAACAACCUCACCAACCUCAUAGCCUGGUACAACAACAAGGGUCACCACGCCAUGCCAGCUUACGUGAACGCUAUCAACACCGCCAUCUUGAAGACCGUGACCAGAUCUCCUGGCGCCAACAUUACCACUUACACUCAUCCGCUUAAGAUUUCUAAAGAGCAAAUUAGUAAGGCUACUGUCUACCAGCACAUAGCAGACGCAGGUAUCUCAGGGCUGGUACUCCUCGCCUUCUGCCUGAUACCGGCCGGAGCUGGCGUGUAUGUGGUGGGAGCGCGAAGGUCACAGGAGAAGCGUCUGCAACUCCUGAGUGGAGUCACGCCGCUGCUGUACUGGACCACGGCGCUGGCUUGGGAUAUGCUGGUGAUGGUAAUAAACAUGGGCGUGACGGCAGCAGUGAUGUCAGCGUUCGGCUUCCCCGUGUUCGUGGCGAGGAACAACCUGCCUGCCAUCUGUCUGCUCUUUGUGCUUUAUGGGUACGCGUGCCUAAACUUCAUCUACGUGCUGGAGAAGUUGUUCUCUGAGGCGAGCAUCGCCAACAUGGUGCUGUUCUGCGGCAACGCCUUCCUCGGCCUCUCCUUCAUCACCAUACUGCUCAUCUUCGACAUCGUCUCCGAGUCUGAGACGACAGACCACGUGCGCUACGUGCUACACAAGAUCUUCCUGCUGGCGCCGCAGUUCGCGCUCGGAGACGGACUGCUCGAGAUCGCCAAGAACACCAUACAGGCACAGGUGUUGAGUCGUUUCGGCAUGGACACGUACAGGGACCCACUGGGCAGCAGCCUGGUGCUGUACCACUACAUCUACCUGGUGGUGGUGGGGACCAUACUGCUGCUGCUCAACCUGGCUAUUGAGUAUAGCUGCUUCGAUACGAUCAUGGCCAGACUUCGUCCGGAGCACAUACCAUCUAGUUCAUCAGAGUUAGAGGCACAUGAAGUGAACGCGGAGCGUGCGCGCGUGCGCUCCGCGCGGACACACGCACGUGCUCCGCCGCUGCGGCUCAACACUAUCGGGAAUAUUAAUAGGGGCUUCAUCCACACAGAAGGCAAGAAGAACUCGAUGCAGCGCAUCGUGUCGCCGUGCAGUGAUGCGGCUCAGUGCGAGGACUUGGGCAAGCUGUACCGCGCGCUCGCAGGACCGAGGCUUGCCGUGGCUAACCUCACGUUGGGCAUACCUCCUGGACAGUGCACAGCCCUACUCGGCCAGAAUGGCGCGGGCAAGUCGACGACAUUCUCGAUGCUGACGGGCGAGGUGCGUCCGUCAGCCGGACAGCUGUACCUCAACAACGAACCUGUAACCUCCACGCAGCUGUGCCGAGGACUUAUCAGCUAUUGUCCUCAGAGUGACGCACUAGACUCGCUGAUGACAGUGGAGGAAACGUUGCAACUGUACUGCCGACUGAGAGGCAUCGCCGACCAGGCUGAGGUAAUAAAGCGUACAGUGGACGUGUUCGAGCUAGGCCGGUACUCGCACGUGCGCACGGGCGCGCUGUCGGGCGGCAACCGGCGCAAGCUGUGCGCCGCGCUCGCCUUCAUGGCGAGGACACCGCUCGUCUUGCUUGAUGAGCCUACUAGCGGCAUGGACCCGGUGUCCCGCGGCUGCGUGUCGCGCGGCGUGCGGGCGGCGUGCGGUCGCGCGCGCGGCGUGCUGCUCAGCACGCACGCGCUGCCCGACGCGCGCCGCCUCGCCGCACGCGUCGCCUUACUGCGCGCUGGCCGGCUUGUCGCGCUCGCCUCGCUGGACGACUGCUUGACUAGGUUCGGCGGCGGCUACGUGGUGGCAUGCCGCGUGUCUGGCGGCGCGGGCGCGGCGUGGCGCGGCGUGAGGUCCCGCGCGCCGCACGCGGUGCUGCGCGUGCUGCACGAGCGCGAGCUGCACUUCCUCAUACCCUCACAUGUUACCGUUGACAAAAAAGAAAUAACGACUCGGCUGAGCGAUAUUUUCCGGCUGAUGGCGGAACUACAAGGCACCUGUGAUAUUGAGGACUACACUAUCAACCAAAGUUCACUUGAACAGAUGUUCCUAAGCUUCACCGACAAGUCAGACAUACCCGACACAGUGGAGGUUGAGCCGCUUCCGACGCCGACCGCCAUCCGACACACGGAUGACCUUGACACUGUCACCUCACUAUAAUUAGUAGUUAACUUGCUUUCUAAAGCAUUUUUGGGAUUCCAUUUGUGCCCAAUUGUGUAAGUAGAGUUGAUUCGCGGUGAUGCGUACUUAUUUCUUUUAAGAGAACAAAUGUAUUAUAUUUUUUGGUGAAAUCCUGCCUUUCACACGUUAAAAAGUUUGAAUCAAAAUAUGAUUUGUUUUAAAAUAGAUACCUAUGACCUUGACCAUGACCAUGACCUUGUUUACAAGAUUGUGAUAAAAGAUAGGCUAUAUUUUUCCUGGUGCCUAUAGUACUUAAAAUGCAGGUUCUGAAAGGUCUGUUUUCAAGUAACUAUCAUAAGAAACCAUAGUUAAAGGUCCGCCCAUACUUUAGUAGCCUACGUGAAAGUGAAGCUAGAGUUGUUUUAGGUUAAAUUACUGAAAGAAUGACAAUAAAGCGAUGCUUAGGAUAGAUAAAUGGUGCCUUAAAUAUGAAAAUAUAUAAUAUUGCACCAAAUAGAUAAUAUUGAAAAUAAAAAUGGCAACUCAUAUUAUUCAGAGAACAAAAUUAUUACGAU
Molecule: messenger RNA, 12990 nt
Organism: Helicoverpa armigera (cotton bollworm)
Lineage: Eukaryota; Metazoa; Arthropoda; Insecta; Lepidoptera; Noctuidae
Gene: ldd
Exons: 70
Coding region: 308-12454 (4048 amino acids)
Biological process (GO): transmembrane transport; lipid transport
Cellular component (GO): membrane; intracellular membrane-bounded organelle
Molecular function (GO): ABC-type transporter activity; lipid carrier activity; ATP hydrolysis activity
Source: RefSeq, a predicted model, not a curated record